CGCCUCGCGAAGAUGGUGGCGCGCGCGGCGUGUGGCUCCCGUCGUCUGCCCGAGUCUCAACUCAGCGCAUUGGCCGGCGACUCGCUGGUCUGGAGCCCCCGCCCGCCGGGUCUCUGACCCCGCGCCCCGCCGCGCCCGAUUCCCGGCAUGCCCCGCGCCCGAAAAGGCAGCGCGCCCCGCAGAGGCGGCCAGCGCAGCGGAGGAGGUGCCCGGAGCAGUACGCAAGCUGACUCAGGUUCCAGUGAGGAUGAGGCAGCCAGCGAGGCCCGCAGCAGCACCAGUGAAUGUCCCAGCCUUCUUAGCACCGCAGCAGAGGAAAGCUUUGGGGGGGAUGCCGUGGAUGAGCAGGGCCAGCAGGAAGACCUUGAGGAGAAGUUGAAGGAAUAUGUGGACUGCCUCACAGACAAGAGUGCCAAGACCCGGCAGGGUGCUCUCGAGAGCCUGCGUCUGGCCCUAGCAGCGCACCUACUCUCCGACUUCUUGCUGGAGCGCCACCUCACAGUGGCUGAUGCCUUGGAAAAGUGCCUCAAGAAAGGGAAGGGCGAGGAACAGGCCCUUGCCGCUGCUGUGCUAGGCCUGCUGUGCGUUCAGCUGGGCCCUGGACCCAAGGGUGAGGAGUUAUUCCACAGCCUGCAGCCCCUGCUGGUCUCUGUGCUCAGUGACAGCACAGCUAGCCCUGCUGUCCGGCUCCACCAGUGCGCUUCUGCUCUUGGCCUGGGCUGCUACGUGGCUGCCACCGAUGUCCAGGACCUGGUCUCCUGCCUCACCUGCUUGGAAGGCGUUUUCAGCCGGUCCUGUGGUGUGGGUGGCUCCACAGCCCCUGUGGUCCCUGUCAGCCUGCAGGGCUUGCUCUGUGCUGCCCUGCAGGCCUGGGCCUUGCUACUCACCAUCUGCCCCAGCGCCCAUAUCAGCCGCAUCCUGGACAGGCAGCUGCCCCGGCUGCCCCAGCUCUUGUCCAGUGAAAGUGUGAACCUGCGGAUGGCUGCCGGCGAGACCAUCGCAUUGCUCUUUGAGCUCACCCGGGACCUUGAGCCAACAGAGCUCAGGCUUCUGCUCCCACGUCCUCCAUCGCUCCCACUGCAGGAGGACUUUGUUUACGAGGACAUGGAGGCCCUCUGCAGCACGCUGCGCACUCUGGCCACUGACAGCAACAAGUAUCGGGCCAAGGCUGAUCGCCGGCGCCAACGCUCUACCUUCCGGUCCGUGCUGCACUUUGUCGAGGGCGGCGAGUGUGAGGAGGAGACAGUCCGCUUCGGGCUCGAGGUGCUCUAUGUGGACAGCUGGGCUCGGCGCCGGGUCUACGCUGCCUUCAAGGACGCGCUGGGUUCCGGCAUGCACCACCACCUCCAGAACAACGAGCUACUCCGUGACAUCUUUGGUCUGGGCCCUGUGCUGGUGCUGGAUGCCACUGCCCUGAAGGCCUGCAAGAUCUCACGUUUUGAGAAGCACCUGUACAACGCUGCUGCCUUCAAAGCCAGGACCAAGGCGCGCAGCCGUGUGCGGGACAAGCGGGCAGACAUCCUGUGAGGCAGGAUCAGCCGAAGAGGAGACUGUCCACAUCCUUGCCCAUAUUUUUAACAGAGGACAGACAGUGCAACACCUGGUCCCUGCCAGGCAUUGUCGCUUUAUUUUUUUAAUGACAAAACCAAAAACAGACAUGGGGGUGGGUGGCUGGAGGCCAGGCCACUUGGGACCUUCGUGCUUUGCCCCUGCGCCAGCCCUGUGGCCACUUCCUGCCCUGUCUCAGGGCUGUGGGGCAGGCAGAAGAGGGCUGUCCCUUUCUCAGGCCUUGCUCCCCUGGGAUGACCCACUUUUGGGGCGGGGGUGGUGAUAGUAUCUGGACAACUGCCACUACAACAUGUGGGGAGGUGAGGCUACCUGGAGUGGAUUUAUAUGCUGAGUUUUAAAGAUUUUAGAGAUAAUUAAUUAAACAAUGUGCAGCCUUC
Molecule: messenger RNA, 1946 nt
Organism: Balaenoptera musculus (blue whale)
Lineage: Eukaryota; Metazoa; Chordata; Mammalia; Artiodactyla; Balaenopteridae
Gene: IFRD2
Product: interferon related developmental regulator 2
Exons: 12
Coding region: 148-1527 (459 amino acids)
Source: RefSeq, a predicted model, not a curated record